GGCGGGGUAAUGCCCUCGGUGAUGGAGAAGCCCAGUGCGGGCUCCGGGAUCCUGUCCCGAAGUCGGGCCAAGACGGCACCCAACGGCGGACAGCCGCACUCGGAGGAUGACAGCAGCGAGGAGGAGCACUCGCACGACAGCAUGAUCCGUGUUGGAACCAAUUACCAAGCAGUAAUUCCGGAGUGCAAGCCUGAGAGCCCAGCGCGCUAUAGCAACAAGGAGCUGAAGGGGAUGUUGGUGUGGUCACCCAACCACUGUGUAUCGGAUGCCAAACUUGACAAGUACAUUGCCAUGGCCAAGGAGAAGCAUGGCUACAACAUUGAGCAGGCACUUGGCAUGCUUCUGUGGCACAAGCACGAUGUGGAGAAGUCCCUGGCUGACCUGGCCAACUUCACCCCCUUCCCCGACGAGUGGACAGUGGAGGACAAGGUGCUCUUCGAACAGGCCUUUGGGUUCCAUGGCAAGUGCUUCCAGCGGAUCCAGCAGAUGCUCCCCGACAAGCUGAUCCCCAGCCUGGUGAAGUAUUACUACUCUUGGAAGAAGACCCGAAGUCGAACUAGUGUGAUGGACAGGCAGGCCAGGCGGCUGGGUGGCCGCAAGGACAAAGAAGACAGUGAUGAGCUUGAAGAGGGGCGAGGAGCUGUGAGUGAGGGGGAGCCAGACACUGGAGACCCCAAGCGAGAGCCUCUGCCAUCUCGACCUCUGAAUGCACGGCCCGGUCCUGGGAAGAAGGAGGUUCAGGUGUCUCAGUACCGCCACCACCCACUUCGAACUCGGAGACGUCCGCCCAAGGGCAUGUACCUGAGUCCUGAAGGCCUCACUGCAGUAUCAGGAAGUCCAGACCUUGCUAACCUCACACUCCGAGGUCUCGACUCACAGCUCAUCUCCCUUAAGCGCCAGGUUCAGAGCAUGAAGCAGACCAACAGCAGCCUCCGACAGGCACUGGAGGGUGGCAUCGACCCUCUCCGCCCCCCUGAGGCCAAUACCAAGUUCAAUUCCCGCUGGACCACAGAUGAGCAACUUCUGGCUGUACAAGCUAUUCGUAGAUACGGUAAAGACUUUGGGGCUAUUGCGGAGGUGAUUGGGAACAAGACUCUGACCCAAGUGAAGACCUUCUUUGUGAGCUACCGGCGCCGCUUCAACCUGGAGGAGGUGCUGCAGGAAUGGGAGGCUGAGCAGGAUGGGGCCCCUGCAGCCCCAGUCCCCAUGGAAGAGGCCAGGCGAGGGGCUCCUGUGCCAGCCCCAGCCCCAGCCCCAGCCCCAGCCCCGGAAGAAGAUGAUGAGGUCCAGAUUACAUCUGUCUCAACAUCAGCACCCCGAUCAGUACCCCCUGCACCGCCCCCGCCUCCGCCACCUACCUCGCUCUCCCAGCCACCUCCACUGCUGAGGCCACCUCUGCCCACAGCUCCCACAUUGCUCCGCCAGCCACCUCCCCUGCAACAGGGCCGCUUCCUGCAGCCCCGGCUGGCCCCCAACCAGCCCCCACCACCCCUCAUCCGCCCUGCCCUGGCUGCCUCUCGCCACAGUGCCCGCCCUGGUCCUCAGCCUCCACCUACCCUGAUUGGAGCCCCCUUGGAGCCCCCUGCACCCUCAAUUUGAGCCCUGGAUCCUUCACUGCCCAGAGGCUCCUGAGCCCCUUGGCUGGAUAUCUCUAGCAUCACUAAGGACAGAAGGGACUAGGGCUUUUGCCAGGUCUUUCAGAGACCCAGAGCUGCCAGUUGGCACAGCUUGGACCUGUGGGUUCUGCAUGCGUUCCUGGCAGCUGAGCUUGUCAACCCCCAGCCAGGGGCUAGAGCUCAGGGCCUGCAGGGACUCUGCUGCCUGGCUGUGACUGGAAUGGCUGCCUCCUUGCCUGCCUGCCUGCCUGCCGAGGGCCUGGCCUCUGGGCCUACCCUUUGUGUGGGGGUGGUGACUUUAGCAUGGGGUGGGGGCAGAGGACAGUUGGGGUGUUAGCUGGCCUCACUCCCCUUUCCCUCCUUUUAGCAAUAAGUCAGGUGCAGUGGGGAGGGGGCUGGGGUGGGGAUGGCAGAGACCCGGUAGGGAGAAUGUUGAGCAGCUGUGAGGGGCCCACUUUGUCCACCCCCAAGCUUGGAGAAAGGAGGGUUGGGGACUUAACACAGACAUGGGUUUAUUUUUCAACAUUUUUAAAAAAGAAAUAAAUGCAACCUCUUAAUGUA
This is a messenger RNA of Peromyscus maniculatus bairdii (prairie deer mouse), 2177 nucleotides long. It is a transcript of the gene Rcor2, whose product is annotated as REST corepressor 2. NCBI's taxonomy places the organism in Eukaryota, Metazoa, Chordata, Mammalia, Rodentia, Cricetidae. Gene Ontology annotation, biological process: regulation of transcription by RNA polymerase II; negative regulation of DNA-templated transcription. Gene Ontology annotation, cellular component: histone deacetylase complex; transcription regulator complex. Gene Ontology annotation, molecular function: transcription corepressor activity. The record is from RefSeq and is a predicted model, not a curated record.